AUGUACAUCACCCUCUACUACAUAGUCACCCGGCUCCCUGACUCUCUUCGUCCAGUCAGGGACCACUUCCUCUCUGUUCGCCCCACCACACUCACCGUUGACCUCCUCGAGGAGCGCCUCCUGGCAGCUGAGAAGAUCGACUUCGUUGGCACCGAGUCGGUCGGCGCUGCGUCUGCCCCUAGCGGGAGACGCCGCACCGGCAAGGGCAAGGGGGGCAAGGGCGCUGGAGGGGCUGGCGGAGGUGGUGGAGGUGGCGGUGGAGGCGGCGGAGGGAGUGGGGGCGCCGGUGGGAGUGGUAGCGGGGGUGGGGGCUUCGGUGGCGGCGGUGGAGGCGGAGGCGGCGGCGGUGGUGGCGGUGGGAGCGGAGGAGGUGGCGGUGGCAGCGGUGGUGGAGGUGGCGGUGGCGGAGGUGGAGCUGGUCGGGGUGGCUCUGCGCAGCGGGGCGGCUUCGGUGGUGGUUAG
This is a messenger RNA of Closterium sp. NIES-65, 462 nucleotides long. The record is from the annotation of a GenBank genome assembly. Lineage: Eukaryota; Viridiplantae; Streptophyta; Zygnematophyceae; Desmidiales; Closteriaceae.